Rattus norvegicus (Norway rat) is the source of this 7562-nucleotide messenger RNA. It is a transcript of the gene Scaf11, whose product is annotated as SR-related CTD-associated factor 11. Gene Ontology annotation, biological process: spliceosomal complex assembly; RNA splicing; RNA splicing, via transesterification reactions. Bases 232 to 4554 code for a protein of 1440 amino acids. Gene Ontology annotation, cellular component: nuclear body; nucleoplasm; nucleolus. The transcript has 15 exons. The record is from RefSeq and is marked validated. NCBI's taxonomy places the organism in Eukaryota, Metazoa, Chordata, Mammalia, Rodentia, Muridae.
GGCGGUGGCGCAAGCCGCGCGGAGCAGCGCUGCCCGGGUCUCCUGCUGCGUGGCUGCGUGCUCCCGACCCGGCCGUCCGAACCUGUGGGCCCGCGCGCGCUUCUGAGCGUCCGGAGGAGUCCAUGGUGCAGAACUUAGCGGCGGACUGACGGACACCGGGCCUCCUGCGCUGGCGCGGCCGCCGGAGCGACGCCUGGACCUCGGCCUGAGGAAACGCCUUCACGAGGAGAGAUGAAGAAGAAACCCGUAUAUAAUCAGAGUGUGGGUGAUCAGGAGAGUGAAGAUGCGGAAGGUGAAGAAAACAGAAAUAAUGCUGAUACUUCUGGCUUACUGUACAGUGAGGUGGACAGAUGUCCAAUCUGUCUUAGUUGCCUAUUAGGGAAGGAAGUUGGUUUUCCAGAAAGUUGUAAUCAUGUCUUCUGUAUGGCCUGUAUUCUUAAAUGGGCAGAGAUACUGGCUUCUUGUCCAAUCGAUCGGAAACCCUUUCAGGCAGUGUUUGAACUCCGUGCAUUUGAAGGUUGUGCUAAGAUUCAGGUAAAAAGACGGUCGAGAGAAUUAGACGACAAGGAAAAUGAGGAGUCUUUUAAGAAACAACUCGUUUAUCAUGAAAGUUCCAAAAGCGACAAGAGAAAAGGAAACACUGUAAGAGAAGAUCUGUUAUGUGAGAGAUCUGAUGACUUGAAGGUGUUGUAUAGAAACUUUUCAAACAAUAAAAUGGGUGGAAAGAAAAAUGCUACAGUAAAGACAAACAAGGUUCAAAGAUUGAAUCAGUGUACAGAUUCUUGUGUGAGAAGUGACAUGCCCAGUGUAUCUUCAUGUGACGGCCACAGUUGGGGACCUCGCACCUACAGAGUUUCCUGUACAGAAUCUAUAGAAGUCAAUGAAAUCAAUGCAUUGAUUAGGCAGAAACGACAGGAACUGGAGUUGUCAUGGUUUCCUAAUACAUUACCUGGGAAUGGAAGAGUUGGCUCUGUACCCUGGAGUGUGGAGACAGCAGUUCUUCCUCUGGUUUCCUCAGUGCUGCCAAGGACGAUUUUUCCAGCAAGUACCAUGUCACUAGAAAAUUUUGGUACUUCUCAUAAGGGGUAUGCACUAGCACAUACCCAAGGAGGAGGAGAAAAAAAGCAAACUUCAGGUACAUCAAACACCAGAGGAUCAAGACGAAAACCUGCAACAACUGCUCCUACAAGGAGGUCCACACGAAACACACGCGUUGAGACAGUCAGUCCAUCCCAGAAGUCCCCAGUGCCAAACUACUCUGAGUGUGAUGCCCCAGGGAAUAGUAAUUCCUCUGUCAGUAUUUCCCCUCCAGCUGAAUCAGAAAAGCAAACAAGACAGGCUCCAAAACGGAAGUCAGUAAGGAGAGGAAGAAAACCACCUUCUUUGAAAAAGAAACCUCGGAAAUCUCUACCUCCUGCUGAAAAAACCACAUCUAGCGAUUCAGUAGAGGAAGACACUGUGGAUUCUGACACUCCACCCGUGUUGGAAAAGGAGCAGCAAUCAUGUGUAGAGAGUAGUAGCAUUUGCUCUAUUCAGACAGAUGAAGAGAAUCAUUUGGCUAAGUGCUUGGAAAGUUGCGAUGAACAAACAGAAGAAAAUGAACAAACCAAGAAUCAUGAGAUCGAGGAACAAACAGAAAUUUUAAAUUCUGAAUCUUGCACUCAGUAUCCUCCUGUGCUUGUUGGAGAGGAUUCAGGGAUAGAGGCUAAGGAGUUAUGUGUAGACAAUGAUGUUUCUACAGAUUCUUCUCUAAAAGGAAGUGAUCCAUUGGAAAAUCAAGAACAGGGCUCUGGAAGCUCAGGGUCAGAGGUGCAGGCAUCCGUGUGUACGGAGAGUCCGCCUGAGGAUUUCCUUACGUGUCCACCGUCUGACAUUGAAGGACACCAGCCAGUGUCCGGUCCCCUGGGUGAAGUAUCUGAAAACGCCACCCCAGUGCUUAGUGAUGAAAGAGCAGAGGACAGUCUCAUGGUAGGAAACGCUGAUUUGAAUGAUUCUGUAGAGAACACAGAAGCAUUUGUAAUGAGCCCCAAAGUGGAGUCUUCUGAGGGUGAAAUUACACAUGGACUGAACAGACAUUGUAUUCCCAGCUCAGACACGGAGUUGCCUGAGCUUAUUCAAACAGAAAAUACAGAAAUAAUUCCAACAUGUGGCACUUUAGAAAAUGAAAGUUCUGGUGCUGUUCAAGGUUGUGAAGAUACCUUACUAAAACAUAAUCUUGACAACACCCAAUUGGAUAACUCCUUAGAAGAAAAGACAGACUCUCUGGUUGAGCAUCCCAUCCAUGCAGAGUUACCUCACAAAGAAGUUGAACAGAGUGAGAAACAUUUCAGUGAAGAUAAUAAUGAAACAGUACCUAUGGAGUGCGAUUCUUUCUGUAGUGACCAGAAUGAGUCUGAAGUAGAGUCAUCAGCAAAUACUGACCCCAAACAGUUGAGUGAAAAUUCUGUGACACACAGUUCUGACAACAAGCUGUCUUCUGAUCCUGUAGUUGAGAAUGUUGAAACUGUAGCUCAACCAGCUGAAAGCCUAGUGGAUAAAGCCCCAAAGCCUCGAACUCGGAGAUCUAGAUUCCAUUCUCCGUCUACAACUUGGUCUCCCAACAAAGAUGCUGCACAAGAAAAGAGGCGCGCUCAGUCUCCAUCUCCGAAAAGAGAGACUGCAGUAGAAAGUAAGAGUUCUCAGUCACCAUCCCCCAAGAGAGAGUCUGCCAGAGGACGAAGAAAAUCCCGUUCUCUCUCACCAAAAAAAGAUGUAUCAAGAGAAAGGAGGCAGUCUCGGUCUCCAAAGAGAGAGAAUGCUAGGGAAGCUAAAAGGUCUGAGUCAGGCUCCCCAAGAAGAGACACUUCUAGAGAGAACCAGAGGUCUCAGUCCAGGGUGAAAGAUUCUUCCUCCAGAGAAAAAUCUAGGUCCCGGAGCAGAGAAAGAGAGAGUGACAGAGAUGCUCAGAGGAGAGAUCGAGAUAGAGAGAGGCGAGCCAGAAGGUGGUCCCGGUCUAGAUCUCGCUCUCGAUCGCCAUCAAGAUCAAGAACGAAGAGUAAGAGUUCAUCAUUUGGUAGAAAUGAAAGAGAUACUUACUCUCCCCGGUGGAGGGAAAAAUGGACAAAUGAUGGUUGGAGGUGUCCCAGAGGGAACGACCGGUACCGGAGGAAUGAUUCAGAGAAACAGAAUGAAAACACAAGAAAUGAAAAAGAUGACAUCACUGCAGAUAAUACUAAUGAUCCCAGUUCCACAGAUAAGCAUAGAGAUGACUGUCCCAGCUGGGUGACAGAAAAAAUAAACUCUGGGCCAGAUCCAAGGACCAGAAAUCCAGAAAAGUUAAAAGAUUCCCACUGGGAAGAAAAUAGAAAUGACAAUUCAGGGAAUUCUUGGACUAAAAACUUUGGCCCAGGCUGGAUGUCCAGCCGUGGUCGAGGAGGCCGUGGGAAGGGUGCUUACAGAGGUAACUUUGCCUGUAACGACCAGAGCGAGAACAGGUGGCAAAGCCGCACCCCCCUCUCAGGGAGCGACUCCUUCAAGUCUGUGGAGCAGCAGCCCAGUAAGCGGAAAAGCGAGCAAGAACUGUCCUUCGGCACUCCAGCAGACAGGUCGGGGUGGACCUCCGCCUCCAGCUGGGCGGUGAGGAAGACUCUGCCAGCCGACGUGCAGAACUAUUACUCUCGGCGCGGCAGGAGCUCUUCAGGCCCACAGUCUGCGUGGAUGAGACAGGAAGAGGAGACGCCGGAGCAGGAUUCUAACUUAAAAGACCAAACAAACCAAAUUGAUGGUUCUCAGUUACCGGUAACUAUGCUGCAGCCACACAUGAGUGUAAUGCAGCCUCCGGUGAAUGCCCAGCACCAGCCUGUGGGCAUCUUCCCGUACCCAGUGGGUGUUCACGCCCCUAUGAUGAAUAUGCAGCGGAAUCCAUUCACCAUGCACCCUCCGAUGCCCCUGCAUCUCCACACGGGAGUACCUCUCAUGCAGGUAGCUGCCCCUGCAAGCAUACCUCAGGGACCGCCACCACCGCCCCCUCCCCCGCCAUCCCAGCAGGUCAACUACAUCGCCUCACAACCAGAUGGGAAACAAGUGCAGGGCUUUCCGAGUGCAUCUCAUGUAAGUAAUAACAUGAAUACACAAGUGUUGCCUGCUCCAUCAGCAGCCCCAGCAAACACCGGAUCAGUUCAGGGACCAAGUUCUGGUAAUACUUCGUCAUCAAGUCACGUCCAAGCCGCUAACGCUGCUGUAAAAUUGGCAGAAAGCAAAGUAAGUGUUACGGUGGAGGCCAGCGCAGAUAGCUCGAGGACAGACAAGAAAUUGCAGAUUCAAGAGAAAGCAGCACAGGAGGUGAAACUAGCUAUUAAGCCAUUUUACCAGAAUAAAGACAUCACUAAGGAAGAGUACAAAGAGAUCGUUCGGAAGGCUGUGGACAAAGUUUGUCAUAGUAAGAGUGGAGAAGUAAAUUCUACUAAAGUGGCAAAUCUGGUUAAAGCGUAUGUAGACAAGUACAAAUACUCUCGGAAGGGAAGCCAGAAGAAAACGCUGGAAGAACCCGUGUCUACUGAAAAAAACAUAGGCUGACAUGAGGAGCCUUGUAAAGGACACUGUCAAGAUAUCUGUAAAGUGCAAUUCAACGUGUAUCUUACUGAGAAUCAUGCACAACUGUGAUGGAAAUCUGGUUUUGAUAAAAUUAUUUUUUUUAUUGUAGGAUAUGUUUUGUUCAAAAUAUAGCUGUGCACUGCAACUUCUAUAUCUAACCUUAAACCCCAAUAAAACAAAUUCAAGGGGAAACCGAGGGUGUAAUGGAACGUGCGUUUUUAUCAGGACUGUGCUCAUGUGGACCCUGAAAGUGCAUGGCUCUCUAGGAGAACAGUGGGUGCAUAGCCAGAAACCUGUACAAUUGCGGGAGACACGCCUGUGUCCGUAUGGUACAUUCAUCCGUCAGGCCAGGAAAGUAUGAUGGUUAGGACCUCGUGCUUUCUAACUGUAGAAUUUUAACAUUGCUAUUAAAUAUAUCUGAUAUUAAUGACAUGCGUCUGCGUGAAGCGCAUAUCUCAGUAAAAAGGCUUAGGUAGAAAGCAGAUCAUCACGAGUAAGCAUUAGCUUCGAGCCUGCAGGUGCUCCUUGCCUUUUUUGUCACCAGAUAAAGGUCAUACUGUGUGUUGCUUUUGUGCUCCCAAUCUAGAAAAAAAAUUAGUGGUUUGAUUUGCUACAUUACAACUUUGCCUGUUCAAAGCUUUGUUGAAUUUAGGAGAGUAAUUUGGGCAAAAGCUAGUUUUUAUUAAAAAAAAAAAAAAACAACAAAAAAACCACCCAGCUAUGAUCUCUCACUAUACCUUCUACUUACCAGUGAUGUUAAAUUGUUUGUGCCAACUGGAGAAGCGCACCAAGUGGUGGUCUUCCUUUUGGGGACUGGCAUAGAACACAAGACCUACUUCACCGGCUUCAGGUUACUGCUCGUUUGUCACAGUGUCACAGUGAAGUGCCUCUCACACUUCGGAAUGUCCCUCAUGGUCUGCAGUGAAUAAAGUGUCAACUUGUUGAUUGGUAGUCAUGCUGCAUAAUUCUAGAUGUUAUAACUGAUAGAAGGGAGAAAAAUUAAGUCGUGCUACAUUUGCAUAGUUUAUCAGGGACUAAAGAUUUUUUUUAAAGCAUUGAGACAUGUUAAUAUGUUGAUGUUUAUGAAAAGUAGUAAGUUCACAGUGCUUGUGGCACUGUUAACAUUUAUUGACAUCUAGAAAGAAAAUUUUUCUAUGAUAAACUUUUACUGUAGUUAUAAUUUUCAGUAGAUAUCAAGUAGCUGAGAUGUUGUAAUAAUUCGGUGAUGGAUCGAGAUAAGCAGACUCAGUGAGGCUUGCGAUUCCCUAACAUGGACAGCAGUCUAUGUGAGCCUGUACUUCUCCGGCCAGCUGCUUCUCAGUCCUGAAUAAUGCUUCUUGCAUAAUGUUGGAAGGAGGGAAGGCUGGAAGGAGGGAAGGCAGGAAGGAGGGAGGGAGGAAGGAGGCAGGCAGGAGGGAGGGAGGAGGCAGGCAGGAGGGAGGGAGGAGGCAGGCAGGAGGGAGGAGGCAGGCUAGUUUUGAGAUUUAGCCACGGUGAUUGCACUAUGGUACUGAGCUUUGUUAGGGUACGGUUACUCCUAAAACAUUUCCUAAAGUUUUGAUCUUCAUUUCUACAUUUCUGUGCAUUUAUGAUGGAAUAUUUUACAUUUUUAAUUAAGUUUGUGUUUAGCUUAUGGUGGCUGAAGAAGUUGGAAGACAGUUCCAGACAGCAGUGGUAUCCCCUGCUCCCUUCAGCUCAGGAUCUUUUGAACAGUGGUGUCAACUUCUGGUCCUGCUUUGACGUUUGUGUCACAGGUGCUGUCUGUCCUCAUUAGGAAUGCAGCAUUGCUCUCCCUGACACCUGGGGAGUGAGUGACAAUUGAAGGUUUGUUUUACACCAUUUAGCUCUUGCAAAACAAGUUUUUAAAGUUUAGAGUAAAAGAAGGUGAUGUGUGAAGUAUUAAGGUCCCAUUCUUUGGUAGAGCUCCACUAUUCUUGAAAUUAAACAGGUAUGGGUUCUGUAUCUGGUAGAGCACUGGUUAGAGCGCUUCAGAAUAGUUAUUCAGAAUAGUUACCUAUUCAGAAUAGCUUAUUAUUUCUAAUACAUUCUAAUAUUAGAAUAUAUUCUGAUUGGAUUAGUAAUAUAUUAGAAAUAAAUGUAUUCUGACCAAGUUAGAAAAUGCAUGCUUUGCAUUAAAAAGAUACACUCUUGGUUUCUCUUUUUUUCCCCUCAGAAAUCCACAUUAGUUUUGCACGUAUAUAAACUUAACAGGGUUUGGGGUUGCGGGUUCCUUUUGAUCGUGACUCAGUAUUGACUUGACCCUUGCAGCCCUGGCCCCUUUAACUUGCCAGUCAUAUCGAUCCGUGUUUCAGGUCGUAGGAACGUUCAGUGUACUUACUUGUUAUUUUAACAUUCCAAAGGUUUUUUAAUUGUUUGUUGCUGUUCUGGUAACAACCACUACAUCGUCUCCAUUACUCGCCUUCAGAUGGCCAUGGUGUGAACUGCUGACCAUUCUACCCAAAGACAUGGCCUCAAGCAUAGUGGCUGCCCUGAGUUUUAGACAUUGCAGUGUGAGUUGCAGUGCUGUCGCUGAAACAACGCUCUAACACCAGACUGUGCUCUGUAAUAUAUCCUGAUACAAUUUUUUGCUAAACAAAGUAGUGUCUUUAAAAUUUUAUUAAGUUUUCUGGGAAAUGACGACUUUUAUAUCAAUUUAAACCAUUUCCAAUGUGUUGAAUUAUUCCUUGGAUUUUUACCAAAGUAAUGAGCAUCAUGAUCACGUUACUAUGUAGGCAAUGAAAAGGUCAGAGUUAGCUAUAAACAUGUAUUUUAAUAGUAGUUUUCUUAAUUAUAUGAUCACUGUAGGAAAGUUAAAACAUUGAGUAAUUUCUAAAGAUGGAGGAGACUGGGAAGAAAGGAGAAAAGUUUUCUGUAAUUCUCCAAGUUAACUUCCUCCACGCCUGGCUUCAGUGCACACUUAUGUUAUGACCUAUUCUCUUCAGUUAAUGUAUUGAGAAUACUCCAUGUUAAUAAAGGCUGAUUUGACAGCA